UGGUGAGGAAGGGGGGGGAAAGUAGUUUAAAAGUUGGUAAAAGCAUGUCAAAAGCUUAACGGUAGGAAAAGCAGGAAGAACAAAGAAGUCAGCCUCAAGGAAAGUAAUGACAUGUCACUACAGGGAAAGGUUUGUAAGGCAGCAGGCAAAACAAAGGAUUGUUUCAAGAAGAAAUCCAGAGGAAGUCCAGGAGAUAGUCGUUUGGAAAAGAUACAGUGACUUUAAGAAACUGCACAAAGAUCUCUGGCAAAUUCAUAAAAACGUAUACAAGCAUACAGAAUUGUUUCCACCUUUUGCCAAAGCUAUAGUAUUUGGGCGGUUUGAUGAAUCUGUGAUUAAAGAAAGAAGACAAUGUGCUGAAGAUCUGCUGCAGUUUUCUGCCAACAUCCCUGCUCUAUAUAAGAGCAAACAGUUUGAAGACUUUUUUAAGGGUGGUGAGGUGCAUGAUGGGUCUGAAUUGAUUGGUCCUGUAGAGCCUUUAUCUGAUUCCCUGAUUGACAGCUUAUCUGACUGCAGUUCUGAAGUUCAAAAGGAUUUAAGUGGACUUGAUGAUGUGAUGCUUACCAGCCAAUCAGAAUGUGGAGGUUUCUCCAGUGAUAGUGACCUCAUCUCUUUGACAGUCGAUGUAGACUCUCUUGCCGAAUUAGAUGAUGGAAUGGCAUCCAACCAAAAUUCUCCCAGUAGAGCUUUUGGUCUCAGCCUUGCUUCAGAAUCCUUAGGACAAGGUGCUAUUGCUUAUGAUUGUGAGUGGAGCAAACCUGAAGGCGAGAGGGAGAGUGAAAGCCGUAGUCUGUUUACUGGGAGCUUAAGACACAAGCUUGGCAAACAUGAUUACUUGGAGAAAGCAGGUGAGCUGAUAAAGCUGGCCUUGAAGAAGGAGGAAGAAGAAGAUUAUGAAGCUGCCUUUAGCUUUUAUCGAAGAGGGGUCGAUCUGCUCCUGGAAGGUGUUCAAGGUGAGUCAAGUCCAACUCGUCGAGAAGCAGUGAAGAGGAAGACCGCAGAAUAUCUAAUGCGUGCUGAAAAAAUUUCCAGCCUAUACCAGAAGCCCUUCUCUGAAGAUGGAUCAGUUUCUGGGCCUCCAGGAUCACUAAGUUCAAGGCCCUCUUGGAACCUAAGGAGCCCUGCCGAGGAACUGAAGGCCUUCAGAGUCCUUGGGGUGAUUGACAAGGUUUUACUUGUAAUGGAUACUAGAACACAGCAGACUUUUAUAUUGAAAGGUCUAAGGAAAAGUAGUGAGUACAGCAGGAACAGAAAGACCAUCAUUCCCCGCUGUGUGCCCAACAUGGUGUGUCUGCACAAGUACAUCAUCUCUGAGGAGUCUGUAUUUCUUGUGCUGCAGCAUGCAGAAGGAGGCAAACUGUGGUCUUACAUCAGUAAAUUCUUAAACAGAAGCCCCGAAGAAAGCUUUGAAAUCCAUGAACUCAAAAGUUCUACUAAAAUUCACCUGCAGCUGCCAACCCCUAGCCCUACAGAAAUCAGCAGUAGUGUUGACUCCAGAGGAAGCAAUGAGGGGAACGUGCUGAGAGUUAUACCAAUGAAGAGCAGCCUUACACCAAGUUCUCAAGAUGAGAGUAGUAACCAGGAAGAUGGUCAAGAAGGUUCUCCCAAAUGGACAGAUUCUGGGUCAAGUUCAGAAGAAGAAUGCACUACUAGUUAUUUAACAUUAUGCAAUGAAUAUGGGCAAGAAAAAAUUGAUCCUGGCUCUUUAAAUGAGGAACCUGUGUUGAAACCAGAGGGAGAAGAUCUUAAAACCAAAGAGUUAGGAUGCUUACAGACACAUACUUUAGUUGGCAAUGAUAGCUGCAGCUCUCAGAUCACCUCUCGGGAGCUAAAGUUUUUCACUGAAGAUGCUGACCUGGAAUUACUUAGUCCUACUAGGAUAUCAGACUCAUUAAGUAAAUCCAAGCACAGCCCUAUGGAAUUCUUCAGAAUAGACAGUAAAGACAGCACCAGUGAACUUCUGGGGCUUGAUUUUGGAGAUAAAUUGUAUAGCUUAAAAUCAGAAUCUUUAAAGCCAUUUUUUUCUGCACCAGAUCAUGACAGGAGUCUUGAAACCAUGGAAAGCAAGGUGGGCUUUAGAGCCCAGGACACAAUAAGCCGGGGUUCCAAUGACUCUGUGCCAGUAAUUUCUUUUAAGGAUGCUGCUUUUGAUGAUGUAAGUAGUGCUGAUGAAGGAAGGCCUGAUCUUCUGAUAAAUUUACCUGGUGUAUCUGAGAAACUGGAAGAAGCACCAGUGGUUAGGCCAAAAAAGCUUACAAAGACUGAUGUAAACAUCUUGGAAAGCAAACUGUUAGAAACCCCUGAUGUCUUACAAUUAAAUAAUAGUACAGAGCAAUGCAAAGCACUUGAUCAAAAGUUGAAUCAUGUGGUGCCAGAAUUGGGCCAUCCUUCUAGCAAGGAAUCGGAAGGACAAUAUGAUGUCACUCAGGAAAUUGUCAGGACACUAUUUACGUCUGACAUUGACCUGGCUAGUUCAGAAGACGUGGCUCAGUUUCAAGGACUCGGAGCAAUUUCUUCCUCAUCAUUAAAUGCAACAAGCACAGAAGAAAAUUUCUUAUUUAUUUCUAACUCACUCUCAGGUGCUAAAGAGUAUAGCUUAGAUGAAGGCAUUGUAAGAAAUCAAGCAAUGUUGCUAUUUUCUGAUCAAACUGAAGACUUUGGUAAAGAGAAAACAAACCCUGCUCUCUUACCAAAAGCUGAAAGCAAAGAGACAGUAGUGGAGGGCAAGAGUGAAGUAGCACUAGAAGGAGAGAAGGAAAUACAUCAAAUUUUUCAGGCCCUCGACAAAAGACUAGCACUAACCUCCAGAUUUUACAUCCCAGAGGGUUGCAUUCAAAGAUGGGCAGCUGAAAUGGUUGUAGCCCUUGAUGCUUUACAUAGAGAAGGAAUUGUGUGCCGCGAUUUGAACCCAAACAACAUCUUAUUGAAUGAUAGAGGACACAUUCAGCUAACGUAUUUUAGCAGGUGGAGUGAGGUUGAAGAUUCCUGUGACAACGAUGCCAUGGAGAGAAUGUACUGUGCCCCAGAGGUUGGAGCUAUUCUAGAAGAGACAGAAGCUUGUGAUUGGUGGAGUCUAGGGGCCAUUCUCUUCGAACUCCUCACUGGAAAGACUCUAGCCGAGUGUCAUCCAGCUGGAAUAAACACUCACACUUCUUUGAACAUGCCAGAUCACGUAUCCAAAGAGGCCAGAUCACUCAUUCAGCAGCUUUUGCAGUUUAACCCUGUGGAGCGUCUUGGUGCUGGAGUUGCAGGUGUUGAAGACAUCAAAUCUCAUCCGUUUUUUGCCCCUGUAGAUUGGGCAGAUCUUUUGAGAUGAAAGGAACUAUGGCUCUAUGAAUAUGCUCAGGUCUUCUUAUGGACGAAUUUCUCUGGCACAGAAGCACUCCUGACUUGUCAUCAUAUAAGGCAUAUUGAAUCACUUGGACAAUAUGAAUAACGGAGAUGGGAGUAAUCAUGCAAAAAGCAAAUAUUUUUAACACAAAUCACUGACUGGACAGGGUGCUAGUUUAUUUUUAUUGCAAGUGGCUGCUAUAUGUAAACCUUCUCACCAAAGGUGUGCUCUGUGUUGAAACUGUUGGGUAAGCAUGUCUAGCACUGCCAGCUUAUGAAUUAAGUAGAAACAGGACCACACUCCAGGUGCUUCAUCAGAUGACAGAAGUGCAUAACUCUCUAGUCCAUGACAGCAGAAAGUAGGGCCUUUUAUAGUGUCAACAGACUAUUUCCCUGUGCUAAAUGCAACUGUGGGGGAAAGGAUCAAAUAAUUUAUUAAUGGUAUAUGCAGAACAAAAUACUAAAAGUGCUUUAUGCAAAACUUGGCCUAUAAAACAAAAAUAUGUAUCCGUGGGAAAAAAAUAAGAAAGCUGUUGCAUCAUACUGUGAAAUGUGUCUUGAAAGUGGCUGCAUAUCAUUUCAAAUAGUGGAAAGAGCAUAUGAAAAAACCAGUGCUGUCUGCGUUGUGCUUUCUCGGUUAGCAAUGUCUGUGCAGAACUCUCUCUCCAUAACGUUGGAUGAGUUUCGUGUUUAAGUCACUGCAAAAAAGGAAGUCAUUUUUCCUCAGACAGGUAAAUAUUGCUUUACUAACUUAAUAAGGACCAGGAAAACAUGAUGCUAAAUAAAUGUAUGGAUAUAAAAA
Messenger RNA from Mauremys mutica (yellowpond turtle), 4132 nucleotides. RefSeq names its product ribosomal protein S6 kinase C1 (gene RPS6KC1). Gene Ontology annotation, molecular function: protein kinase activity; phosphatidylinositol binding; ATP binding. The transcript has 16 exons. Gene Ontology annotation, biological process: protein phosphorylation. Lineage: Eukaryota; Metazoa; Chordata; Testudines; Geoemydidae. The record is from RefSeq and is a predicted model, not a curated record. Gene Ontology annotation, cellular component: early endosome. Bases 107 to 3316 code for a protein of 1069 amino acids.